GCUGAACAGGGUGGAGGGAGCAUUGGAAUGGCACUCAGGGCAAAGGCAGAGGUGUGCACGGCAGUGCCCUGGCUGUCCCUGCAAGGGGCACGGGCACUGGGCACCAGAGCCGCUCAGGCCCCUAGGACGGUGCUGCCCUUGGAAGCCAUGCCCCAACUUCCAGGCAACAGGUGGCUGAGGCUGCUGCAGAUAUGGAGGGAGCAGGGCUAUGAGCACCUGCACCUGGAGCUGCACCAGACCUUCCAGGAGCUGGGGCCCAUUUUCAGGUCCGAGUCGGGAGGACCACGCACGGUGUGGGUGAUGCUGCCGGAGGAUGUGGAGAGGCUGCAGCAGGUGGACAGCCUGCACCCCCGCCGGAUGAGCCUGGAGCCCUGGGUGGCCUACAGACAACACCGUGGGCACAAAUGUGGCGUGUUCUUGCUGAACGGGCCUGAAUGGCGCUUCAACCGGUUGCGGCUGAACCCGGAUGUGCUGUCACCCAGGGCCGUGCAGAGGUUCCUCCCGAUGGUGGAUUCGGUGGCCAGGGACUUCUCCCAGGCCCUCAGGAACAAGGUGCUGCAGAACACCCGGGGGAGCCUGACCCUGGACGUCCAGUCCAGCAUCUUCCACUACACCAUAGAAGCCAGCAACUUAGCCCUUUUUGGAGAGCGGCUGGGCCUGGUUGGCCACAGCCCCAGCUCUGCCAGCCUGAACUUCCUCCGUGCCCUGGAGGUCAUGCUCAAAUCCACCGUCCAGCUCAUGUUCAUGCCCAGGAGCCUGUCUCGCUGGACCAGCCCCAAGGUGUGGAAGGAGCACUUUGAGGCCUGGGACUGCAUCUUCCAGUACGGUGAUAACUGUAUCCAGAAAAUCUAUCAGGAACUGGCCCUCAGCCGCCCUCAACGCUACACGGGCAUCGUGGCGAAGCUCCUGUUGAAUGCAGAACUGUCGCCAGAUGCCAUCAAGGCCAACUCCAUGGAACUCACCGCGGGGAGUGUGGACACGACUGUGUUUCCCUUGCUGAUGACACUCUUUGAGCUGGCUCGGAACCCUGACGUGCAGCAGGCCCUGCGCCAGGAGAGCCUGGCCGCCGCGGCCAGCAUCAGUGAACAUCCCCAGAAGGCAACUACCGAGCUGCCCCUGCUGCGGGCGGCUAUCAAGGAGAGCUUGAGGCUCUAUCCUGUGGGGCCCUUUUUGGAGCGAGUGGUGAGCUCAGACUUGGUGCUGCAGAACUACCACAUCCCCGCUGGGACACUGGUGCGUGUGUCCCUCUACUCUCUGGGUCACAACCCCGCCUUGUUCCCGAGACCUGAGCGCUAUAGGCCCCAGCGCUGGCUAGACAUCAAGGGCUCUGGCAGGAACUUCCAGUACAUGCCCUUUGGCUUUGGCAUGCGCCAGUGCCUGGGAAGGCGCCUGGCAGAGACGGAGAUGCUGCUGCUGCUGCACCACGUGCUGAAACACCUCCAGGUGGAGACAGUAACCCAAGAGGAUAUAAAGAUGGUCUACAGCUUCAUACUGAGGCCCAGCACGUACCCCCUCCUCACCUUCAGGGCUCUGCACCCAGGGUCCCAGCCUGGCCACCAGCCUCCCUCUGCCUGACCGAGGCCACCCCGCUUCUCUCCCAUGUGCACAACUUUCUGAGCCACCCCUCUGUCCAGGCAGCCUCAGCACAAAUGGAAUUCCUGAGGGCCUCCAGGACCUGGGCUUGCCAGGCUAAGCAGUAAGGCCAGGGCACAGGUGGGAAGACCUUGCUGGCAGGGCCUUGUUCCCAGCCCCACCUGGCCCCUUCUCCAUCAAGCAGCGUCCUCUGGGAGGUUUGGCCCCACCCCUCCAGGCGCUGGUUCCAGGGUCCUUGUGUGGCCAUGCAAGGGUGCUGUGAUUUUAUCCCUUGCCUUCCUGCCUAGUCUCACAUAUACCUGUCCCUCUCCUCCUGGCCGGAGCCUCCAUGCAGACUGUGUCGGAGUCAGUAAGCGGGAUCCCAGCAUCUCAGAGUCGAGUUCCCUCCUGCAGCCUGCCUCAGCUCGAGCAUGCCCUGAGCGCUCUGAAAGCUGUCACCUUGGAAUAGGGUGCUGCAGGUUAGAGUAAAAAGGCCCCUGUGGCCCCUUGUCCUGACACAUCCCCAUUUUCAAGUGAUACAACUGAGUCUGGAGGGACCUAUGUCCCUACAGCUGAUCACGUCAGCUUCGUGCCCCAGGCCUCGUCUUCCAUGGACCAGGCCUUGUUCCAGCAGUGGGCGUUGGGUCCUCUGCUUCCUGUGCUGUCCCCUGGGGAAGCUCCCGAGGGUGCUGUGAGGAGAUGGAAGAGUCAUGUAGGGUGGGAAGCUUGGGUGUGGUUCCAGAAAUGUUUCUGCCAACAGGAGAGACAGGAUUGGGCCAACAGGACUCAGAUGCCUUUUAUUCACUCGUUCCUGGCUGAUACGGAGCUAUGCCAUGUGCCACGACCUGGGGUGGGCACAGGGAGGCUGCGUUUCCCAACGCGAACCUGCCUGUGGGCCUCGUGUGCUCCUAGCCCAGCAGAGAGAGUUGACCCCUCCUGAACUGGCCACUGCACAGUGCUCCCGUGCAGGGAGAGGAAGUGCCCAGGGUGAGAGUGCGUCAGCCAGACUGUCCUUAUCCCCAAGGAUUUUCAUCAGGGCAAAGGUCACAGCCACCAGCUCCUGGUGGCUGAUGAGGAUCUGAGCUUUUGUUUCCCCAUCAUUCCAGGUGUGGUCAGUAGUUCCAGGAUGCCCUGGAGGGCUCAGCAGUACGGGGAGAGGAAGUGCCCAGGUUGGGAGGACACCUAGCUAGAGUUCUUGGUGUUAAUCCACUCAGGCUGCUCUAAGAAAAUGCCACAGCCUGGGUUGUUGACAAACACUAGAAAUCUAUUUCUCAUGGUUCUGAAGGCUGAGAAGGCUAAGAUGAAGGUGCCAGCAGGUUCUGUGUCUGGCAAGGACCCAUCUCUUGGUUCAUAGCUAAAACCUUGCUGUUUCCUCACACGGUGGCAGAGGGCAAGACAAGCUCCCUGGGGCCUCUGAUAAAAGGACGUCAAUCCCAUUCAUGAGGGCACUGCCUCCUUCCCUCCCCUCCUCUGUGGACUUGCCCUGCCAUUACUUACCUUGUGACUAGAUUUCAGCCUAAGAAUUCUGGAGGGCAGACACAGAAAUUCAGAUUAAACUAUUUUGCUUCUGGUUCCCUAAACUCGACAUCCUUCUCAUAUACAAAAUACAUGCACUUCUCCUCAGUAGCCCCAAAUGUCUUAGCUUAUUUUAGCAUCAACUUUAUAAUUGUAGUCCCAAGUAUAAUUUAAAUGUUAUCUGAGUCAAAUAUGGAUAAAAUUCAGGGUACAAUUACCCUGAGUCAAACUGCUCUUGCUAUAAACCUAUGAAAUCAAACAUGUUACGUGCUUCCAAAAUACAGCAGUUGGAGAGGCGUAGGGUAAGCAUUCCCAUUCCAGAAAGGAGAAACAGGAAAGAAGAAAGGAGUAACAAGUUUCAGGCAGUUCCAAAAUGUAAUGUGACAAAAAACGUUAAACCUGAAGCCUCAAGAA
Saimiri boliviensis boliviensis (Bolivian squirrel monkey) is the source of this 3501-nucleotide messenger RNA. It is a transcript of the gene CYP11B1, whose product is annotated as cytochrome P450 family 11 subfamily B member 1. Gene Ontology annotation, biological process: cholesterol metabolic process; cellular response to peptide hormone stimulus; aldosterone biosynthetic process. The record is from RefSeq and is a predicted model, not a curated record. Gene Ontology annotation, cellular component: mitochondrial inner membrane; mitochondrion. Lineage: Eukaryota; Metazoa; Chordata; Mammalia; Primates; Cebidae. Gene Ontology annotation, molecular function: corticosterone 18-monooxygenase activity; heme binding; iron ion binding.